CCGGGACGGGGAGCUCUGGUGUCCGACGGCGGUCGGCUCCGUGUUGCGGGAGGAACGUGAUGGAAGAGAUCAAAGAGGAGACCCAGCACGGCGAAAGCAGCCCGCACGGAGAGAACGAGACGCCAGAUAAAACUGAAGAAGAUGAGCCUUCAAAAAACGAAAAAUCAAGUUUGAAGGACAAACCUGUAGUAACUAAGAAGUCCAACAGAUUUCAUCCAUAUUCAAAAGACAAGACGGCAAAUGGCGACAAGAAGGCUUAUAACCGCAACCGAGUUUUUAUCAGCAACAUUCCAUAUGAUACAAAGUGGCAAGUGAUUAAAGACCUCAUGCGAGAGAAAGUUGGUGAUGUUAUAUACGUGGAACUCUUUAAGGAUGCUGAAGGAAAGUCAAGGGGUUGUGGUGUUGUAGAAUUCAAAACGGAAGACUUAGUUACAAAGGCUUUGGAUGUUAUGAACAAGUAUGAUCUUGGUGGAAGACCACUCACCAUAAAAGAGGAUACUGAUGGAGAACAUGCUCGCAGGGCUAUGCAGCGUGCAGGGGGUGGUUCGUACCCUGGUGGACCUGGGCUGGAUAUUAGUUCGCCAAUUGUUAAUUUGCCACCUAAUCUCGUCAACAAUCCAAAUAUACCUCCUGAAGUCCUCACUGCUCUGCAGGCUGGAAGACUUUUACCAACAGUAUUUGUUGCUAAUCUUGACUUCAAAGUGGGUUGGAAGAAAUUGAAAGAAGUAUUUUCUAUGGCCGGGACUGUAAAACGUGCAGAUAUCAAAGAAGACAAAGAUGGCAAGAGCCGUGGUAUAGGGACUGUGAUAUUCGAACAGCCGCUUGAAGCUGUUCAAGCUAUCUCUAUGUUUAAUGGACAGCUUUUGUUUGACAGACCAAUGCACGUGAAAAUGGAUGACAGAUCCGUUCCACAUGAUGACUUCCGUUCUGUUGACAAGACACCUCAAUUACCUCGUGGGCUUGGUGGUGUUGGAAUGGGACUUGGACCUGGAGGACAGCCUAUUGCUGCAAAUCAAAUGAAUAUGAACAGUGCAAUGGGCAGCAUGACAUCUGGAGGAGUUGGAAUAGAUGGACCAGCCUAUGGGGGAAUGAACAGAAUGGGUGGAGGAAUGAGUGGACCCACUGGUUUUAGCAGUGGAAUGGACGUAAUGAACAACAUGGGAGGCUUUGGUGGUGGUAAUAUGGGUCGACUGGCAGGUAUGGGCACAAUAGAAGACUUCAGAGGAAAUAUGGCCCCAGGACUGGGAAACAUGGGAGGGAUAGGUGGAAACAUGGGAGGAAUGGGCAGCAAUAUGAGUGCCAUUGGUGGAAUGAGCAACAGUGUAGCUGCAAUGGGAAGCAGUAUGGGAGAUAUAUAUCGUGCAGGAAUGGCAUCUACUGGUAUGGGAGGUAGUUUUGAUCGAGAAUUUGGAAGAAGUGACAUGGCUAUGAACCGUGGUUUUGGUGAUUCAUUUGGUGGAAUGGGUGGUGGAAUAGGUGGAGGUAUUGGAGGAACCAUGGGAGGUGGAAUGGGGACCACUGGUAUGGGCCCAAUGGCUUCUGCAUUAGGUGCUGGAAUGGCUGCUAUGAAUAGCAUGGCUGGAGGUAUGGCAAUGGGCAUGGAUCGUAUGGGUUCCAGUCUUGAUCGAAUGGGAACUGGAAUGGGAGUAGCGAUUGAUAGAAGCAUGGAUAUGGAUCGUGGAUUUGGAAGUAUGAACACUGGAACAAUGGGAAGUGGAUUAAGAGACCGUGGAAGUGGUUUUCGAGGCUGUCAGAUUUUUGCAAGAAAUCUUCCAUAUGAUCUAACAUGGCAGAAGCUAAAAGAAAAGUUCAGUCAAUGUGGUCACGUAAUGUUUGCUGAAAUAAAAAUGGAAAAUGGCAAGUCCAAGGGUUGUGGGACUGUGCGCUUUGAUUCUCCAGAAGUGGCAGAGAAAGCCUGCAGAAUGAUGAACGGCACAAAAAUCAACGGGAGAGAGAUAGAUGUGCGCAUGGAUCGUAAUGCGUGAAUGAAGACUAUGAUGUAUAGGAAGAUACAGCAUGUUGAUUAGCUUUAUUGUUUUGCUUUGUUUUGUACUGGAGUGAUUUCCAACGGCUUUAGUGGAAGCUUACCUGUUAUGUGAGCUAUAAUGUAAUUUUAAAGAUUGCCAACUUAAAUUGGAUAUUGACUUGUUUAUGUAAUUUCUGUUAUCAGACUGACUUUUUUUUAUAUAUAUUAUAUAUAUAUAGUAAUUUAGAUAAUACAUUGGUCACUUCUGUUUGAAUGGAUAAACUUUUUAAUAAAAUGUUGUCCAACUUUAAAUUUACUUGAAUUUUGUUUACAAUGUCAUUAUGACAAGACUUGUAAAAUCACCACUUGUAGAAAGGUGUGUAAAGCUUGUAUACAUUUCCCUCCCUCUAAGUGUGAAGAUCUGUUGGGGAAGCACCAGGUCUUACUCUUCAUAAUGUAACGGAAUUUGAUUUGUGUUAUUGGUCUGUGCUCUGCAGUAUAUUGAUUACUUUUAUUCCCCUAAAACCCUGAGGUUACAAUUUGGCGCUCCACAAACUGAACACCAGGGAUCGUUGUUUUGACAUUGUUGCAGUGUCAAAAUUUUUGUAUUUGAAUAACCUUGCUUAAGUUUGGCCAAAACCUUGUGAUGUCUUUGAAGUAUCAUUCAAUAGGAAUAUAGUCUUCUUGGACCUAAGUUCACUGAGAAUAUUUUAAUUCAAAAAGAUUUUCUACCUACUCAAUCUUGCAAAAUUGAAAUGCACAUUUGACUGUAGAUGAUGCAUGCCUUAACCUGCACUGACUGAACAAGGGGAUCCUGUGGAACUGCAUUUGAUUGAAUUUGGUGGGAAUAGCACAUUUUUAAUAAUGGCUUGUACAUCCUAAUGGUAGGUGUAGUGUAAUAGUUUACUGCUUAAGUAUGCAUAAAAAUAUUUGGAAAUCUUCAGUGGUUAAAGUAACACUGGUACUUGAUAAACUAAUUUUGCCCUGUUACUUGUUUGCUUCCAGGAAAGAUUGUGUGCUUUGAAUUUGUCACUUUGUCUCUAAAAUACAGUACAGAGCUUAGUGUUUCAUGGAAGAUGUAACCAGUAGUAAGGUUCCAAUUAUUAAGAUCCUGCAUUUUUAAAAGUAAGAUUCCCUACCUUGAUGAACUUGCUGACAUAAGCCUUGCAAAUCCAGGUUAACGUAGUGCACAGCACUUGAUCUGAUUUCACUGUUGACUGUCUUCUAAUCUCUUGUGCCAAAUGUAUUAAACCAGUUGUCCCAAUGAUAAAUUUAAGGGACAAUAUUCUGCUCAUGAUGUGAAUGGUGCUUAUAUUUGAAGAAUAUGAAUCAUAAAGUGGUAAGUGCUUUUUAUUUUUUAAAUGCAGUUCCAAGCAUGUUCUGUAACCAAGGGUUUUCAGGAUGUAAAAUGAGGAUAAAUGUGGAAUAAAUGACCUGAUCAAC
Messenger RNA from Pristis pectinata (smalltooth sawfish), 3409 nucleotides. RefSeq names its product myelin expression factor 2 (gene myef2). The record is from RefSeq and is a predicted model, not a curated record. The transcript has 18 exons. Gene Ontology annotation, cellular component: post-mRNA release spliceosomal complex; nucleus; cytoplasm. Gene Ontology annotation, biological process: regulation of mRNA stability involved in response to oxidative stress. Bases 60 to 1985 code for a protein of 641 amino acids. NCBI's taxonomy places the organism in Eukaryota, Metazoa, Chordata, Chondrichthyes, Rhinopristiformes, Pristidae. Gene Ontology annotation, molecular function: mRNA binding.